Limanda limanda (common dab) is the source of this 2620-nucleotide messenger RNA. RefSeq names its product F-box and leucine-rich repeat protein 18 (gene fbxl18). The coding region runs from base 21 to 2213 and encodes 730 amino acids. Gene Ontology annotation, cellular component: SCF ubiquitin ligase complex. NCBI's taxonomy places the organism in Eukaryota, Metazoa, Chordata, Actinopteri, Pleuronectiformes, Pleuronectidae. Gene Ontology annotation, molecular function: protein binding. The record is from RefSeq and is a predicted model, not a curated record. Gene Ontology annotation, biological process: SCF-dependent proteasomal ubiquitin-dependent protein catabolic process. The transcript has 7 exons.
CCUUUAACUUCCUGUGAAUCAUGAGUGGGACAUUGACAAGUGUCUCCGAGGACAUGGACCGACAGAUCGUUCAGGCGGUGUGCGAUGAGGACACCAUGUCUUCCACCUCAGUGGGGAUGUCCGACCUGAGUGAUGAGAUCCUGCUGUGCAUCCUCCGCCACGUGACUGUGUGCGACCUGCUGCUGAACGUGGCAAACGUCUGCCACAAGCUCCAGAUGCUGUGCCACGAUAAGUCCCUGCUCACACACGUCAGCCUGUCUGAGGAGUAUCUGGCUGAUGAUCAUUUGGUUCGGCAAAUACUGAAGCAGCUGGCCAAUCACGUCCAGUCCCUGAGCCUGAACGGCUGCUACUGGCUGUCCGGCUCCACCCUGGAUCAGCUCGCCCGCUGCAGGGCAGUGACGCACCUCGAUGUCACCGGCUGCCGCCUCACCUCCGUUCGCCUGUCCCGCCUCCUCUCCUCCCUCUCUUCGCUCAGAUCGCUGGCCUUCGACGUGACGGCCGGUUUCAACUCGGCUCAGCUCAGCUCCGAGGCCGUGGGUUCGCUGAGCCGCCUGUCGGAGCUCAGGCAGACGCUGUUGACUCCCAGUUACGGCGUGGUGCCGUGCUGCGCCCAGCUCCGCAAGCUGAUGCUGCAGUUUGACAUCUCGGACGUGACCAGGGAGGGCGUCGGCGUUUGCUGCCAGUUGAUGGUUGGUCAGAGCAGUGUGCCGCACUACCAGCAGCUGGAGGAGUUCACUGCACGUCUGGCUCCAGGAGAGGUGAACCAGACCUUGCUCCUCCUCUACCUGGCAGUGUUCAGCGUCCACGUCCCAAAGCGUCUCAGAGUUUUCCUGGUCUCGAUUCCCGGCCCGAACCCGGCUCACUGGCCCGCUGCCCCCUCACUGGCCCAGAGUCUGGGUCAGCGAGGGGAGCUGGAGGCCCUGCAGCUCCCCCGCUCCUGGCUGGACUCCCUGUCUCUGAAGAGAGCGCUGGAAGGAAACAGCCCCAAGCACCUCAGCUUCAGCCGCUGCCCGUCUCUGUGGCCCCAGGUGUUCCAGUCGCUGCUGGAGGGCGGAGUCCGAGACGCCAAGCAGCUCACCAGCCUGAACCUCAGCGGGAUCAACCAGGUGCUGUACUCCGAGUGCAGGAAUGUCGACGAUCACCUGGUGCCUGGGACAAUGAGCCGGCUGGCGGUCGGCUGCUCAAACAUUAAACAACUGAACCUGAUGCACACACACUACCAUCACGAACACACACCCGCGCCGGCUGGGGAAACACACCUGUGCGGCAGCUUGGCCAAAUUCCGACACCUGCGCUCUCUCACUCUGCCGGCCUGCGCUCUGUCGGACGGCUUGAACUCCCAUCACAUCUCGGCGAACAACACGUCUCCCUCUCCGUUGUUCCUGGGGCUCAAGAAGGUUCCUCGUGUGGGGAUCCAGAACCACAAGCCUGACACAGAGUCGUCCCUGUCGGGGGACACCACCUCAGGGCUGGCUCAGCUCCUGGCCGGCUGCCCUUUUUUAGAGACCUUAGAGCUCAUCGGCCCGGGGUUUGUCUCCACGCUGCCUCGGCUGGAGCCCUGCGCCCGGGCCAGCGUGGAGCCCCGGGGCAUGUGUGCGUGGGCUCGAGGAGUCGGCGACGCCCAUCUAGCUGCACUGGAAGCUCUGCAUCGAUUGCGUCGCCUGACUCUCGCCGGGCUCCCUGGGGUCCUGCGGGGGACGGGGUUGGUCCAGCUCGUCAAGCAGUGCAAAGAACUGCAGGUUUUAUCCCUCGCCAACAUGGGAUCAUUGAAAACCAUGAACUACACCCCCGCCUUGCUAGACACUCUUAAACACUGCUCACAGCUGCAGGAACUCAGGUUAGAGCAGCCGCACCUGAACGCCAACGCGUCCUUCUUCGAGGCGCUGUCCUCCUGCUCUCGUCUGCGGCGCCUCUGCCUUAUCUCGCGCAGCGGCACCUUUGACCCGUCAGCCACAGAAACCUUCAUGGAGCGAUGCUCUCACGUCGUCAUGUGUCACAUGUUCAUGGGCGGCACCUUGGUGGCUUGUCGCACGCUGCAGAAAGUGCUGCUGGAGAGAUUCUCCGCCGAGCGCUCGGCACUGAGCGUGGUCAUCUAUCCUCUACAACAUGAAGACCUGUCUUCAGUCAUCAGAGACAUCCCACUGACGCUGCUGGACCGAAUCACGCUGUUUCAGAGCCACGUGGCCCAACCACCGCAUCUAUCACCUCUGUGACCUCAGCAGAAAGCUCCACUGUGAUUGGUGCUCAACAGCUGAAGGUGUUCAGACUGAUUUUGUUUUUUGUUUUCGGUAGGAAUAUAAAUUAACAAAUGGAAGUGAGUGUUUGUCAUCUGUACCGUUAUCAAUGCUUGUUUACAUUUACUCAGUAAUGAUGGUUUUUAAAGGGAAACUUAAUUCAAAAGUCAGGGUCGACUCAGAUCGACGCUCUGGAGCUGGGAGGGAUUUUAAAUCCCUCGUCCAACAACUGUUCACACUUGAUGCCACAAGGGCCUCAACUCUGGCUCCUUAGUUAAAAAUCAUCCCUGCUAUUUUGAAGGCAAAUGUCAAAAAUAUAACUCAAGUGAUGUAAUUGUUCUGAAACUUUAAUGUUGUAAUAAACCUCCAUAUUAACGCAUUUUCAA